Molecule: messenger RNA, 3699 nt
Organism: Episyrphus balteatus (marmalade hoverfly)
Lineage: Eukaryota; Metazoa; Arthropoda; Insecta; Diptera; Syrphidae
Gene: nAChRalpha6
Product: neuronal acetylcholine receptor subunit alpha-7
Exons: 14
Coding region: 1347-2900 (517 amino acids)
Biological process (GO): chemical synaptic transmission; monoatomic ion transmembrane transport; nervous system process
Cellular component (GO): neuron projection; synapse; postsynaptic membrane
Molecular function (GO): acetylcholine-gated monoatomic cation-selective channel activity; transmembrane signaling receptor activity
Source: RefSeq, a predicted model, not a curated record
ACGGGGGAUACCUACCUAAAUCUACUCUCGUAUCGUAGGUAUAUCUCGUACAUCAGGAGAAUCGAAAACUUCCUUCAGUUUAAAAAAAAGAGAUCUAAUUUUCCAUUCGCAACGACUAUAACGAACGACAACAACUACGACGACUACGAGGAUGAUGAUGGUCCAUGGCCAAAAAAGCUGUCAAGACUACAAAAUUUUUGCUCAAUAAGUUGCAAGGAUACACAGAGAAAGGACACACAUAACGUUCGUUCGCGGAGUCGCUCGGAGUUGAAUUUUAUUAAAAUAUACAAAAUUAAAAUAUAAAAAAAAAACUUGAUAAAUUUAAUUAAAUUAAAUUAAAUUUUUAAUUUAUAUUUUCAAUAAAAACGAAAAUUAUAAUUUUGUUGAUUCUUUUUUUUUUUUAAUGAAAAAGGAUAUACAUUAAAUUUAAACAAGAUUUUUUUGUUUAACCAUUUUUCGCGAAAAAGUGUAAAGUGAACUGAAAAAUAAAACAAAAAAUCGUUUUUCUUUUCAAAUUUUAUUCAAAAUUUUUGUCCUGUUCUUUGUUCUUUGAGCCAGCCCCAGAACAGCCUUCUCUGUUUGAUCCUUGUUGUUUGCGCGUUAUCCUUGAAAUUUGGCUUUUAAGUGAAUACUUCCAUUCAUAGUAUCUCAAUGAUGAUGAUUAUGAUGAUGUUAUAGCGAACGUUUAAUCAUAAAACAAAAAACCGACGAAAUAAACUAAAAACACAAAAAAAACAGAAAAACCAAUUAUUGAUAUUAACAGAAUAAUAAAAAAAAUUCGUUCACGAAUAAUUUUUCGUGAAUUCUUCUUCAUUCACAAAUUCACACGGUAAAAAUUCUUGAUUUUUUGUUCGAAUUUUUUAUUUGAUUUUUAUUUUAAAUCAAAUUCAUAUAAAAAAAAAAAAAAACAAGGAAAACAAAAAAAACUCAAACAAAUAUGACAAACAGCUGAAAAAAGAAGCUUAAAAAAUAGUCUAGAAGUGCGCGUGGUUAAAAUUGAAAGUAAAUUUUGUGACAAACGGGUAAAAGGAGUUCGUGUUGAAUAAUAAUACCAAGGACUAAGGAAUCUAGUUAAUUGAUUAAAUUGACUAAAUAACAACUAUCAAUUGGAAUAACAAAAUAUCUUUUAGAACAAAAAAAGAGACACGAAUGAGUUUAAACAAUAAACGAACCAGGACAUAACAUCCCCCCAAAUUUUUAUUUUUGGCGAAAGCAAAAAGGACAACAGAAGCAAAAAUUUCGCUUUGUUGUUAUUGCGGCGCGGGCGCAGAGUUAUAAUUUGGACGAAUAUUUUGAGAUUCAACGGAAAAAGGCGUUUAAUAUCGCCAGGAAAAACAAUCAGGGACAUGGACACUCUCCUGUUUGCUGUGUUCAUAUUCCUUGUGAUAAUAAAAGAAAGCUGCCAAGGCCCACACGAAAAACGCUUACUAAAUCACCUACUAUCUAACUAUAAUACCCUAGAACGACCCGUUGCAAAUGAAUCAGAACCACUUGAGGUAAAAUUCGGUUUAACACUGCAGCAAAUAAUUGAUGUGGACGAGAAGAAUCAACUUCUUAUAACCAAUCUUUGGCUUUCUUUGGAGUGGAAUGACUAUAAUUUACGAUGGAACGAUACGGAAUUUGGAAAUGUCAAAGAUCUUCGAAUAACACCGAAUAAACUGUGGAAACCUGAUGUCCUUAUGUACAAUAGUGCGGAUGAGGGAUUCGAUGGCACGUAUCACACCAACAUUGUGGUCAAACAUAACGGCAGUUGUCUGUACGUGCCCCCUGGUAUCUUCAAGAGCACAUGCAAGAUAGACAUCACGUGGUUCCCAUUUGAUGACCAACACUGCGAAAUGAAAUUCGGUAGUUGGACUUACGAUGGAAAUCAGUUGGAUUUGGUUUUGAAUUCCGAAGAUGGAGGGGAUCUUUCCGAUUUCAUAACAAAUGGCGAGUGGUAUUUGCUUGCCAUGCCAGGAAAAAAGAACACAAUCGUCUAUGCAUGCUGCCCUGAACCUUACGUUGAUGUUACAUUUACGAUACAAAUUCGUCGACGAACACUUUAUUACUUUUUCAAUUUAAUCGUACCAUGUGUGUUAAUAUCAUCGAUGGCUUUAUUAGGAUUUACUCUUCCACCCGAUUCCGGAGAGAAAUUAACAUUAGGCGUUACAAUACUUCUAUCAUUAACAGUUUUCCUUAAUCUCGUUGCGGAAUCAAUGCCGACUACGUCGGAUGCUGUUCCUCUUAUAGGAGUUACAAUUCUUCUAUCGCUCACAGUGUUUCUCAACCUUGUAGCUGAGACAUUGCCCCAAGUAUCUGAUGCAAUCCCCUUGUUAGGCACUUACUUCAAUUGUAUUAUGUUCAUGGUGGCGUCAUCUGUUGUGCUAACAGUCGUGGUACUAAAUUAUCAUCAUCGCACUGCGGAUAUUCACGAAAUGCCACAGUGGAUAAAAUCAGUUUUCCUACAAUGGCUACCAUGGAUUUUACGAAUGGGUCGGCCCGGUAGGAAAAUAACUAGAAAAACAAUAUUGCUAAGCAAUAGAAUGAAAGAGUUAGAAUUGAAGGAACGUUCUUCAAAAUCCCUGCUGGCCAAUGUAUUAGAUAUUGAUGACGAUUUUCGGCAUACAAUAUCUGGAUCGCAAACAGCAAUAGGAUCAUCGGCAAGCUUUGGCCGGCCGACGACGGUGGAGGAACACCACAACUCUAUAGGAUGCAAUCACAAGGAUUUGCAUUUAAUUCUUAAAGAAUUGCAAUUUAUUACGGCGCGAAUGAGGAAAGCAGACGAUGAAGCGGAAUUAAUAAGCGAUUGGAAAUUCGCUGCAAUGGUUGUGGAUAGGUUUUGUUUAAUUGUUUUUACACUUUUUACAAUUGUUGCAACGGUGACCGUACUGCUGUCAGCUCCUCACAUCAUAGUGCAAUAAAAUAAGUAUAAUAUUUAUUUAGUAUUAAAAAUUAGUUUCAAAUGUAAAACAAAUUGAAGAAAAACAAAAAAAAAACCAAAAUUAUUAUAUUAUAUAAAAAAACCAACAAAAAAUUUUAAAAUAAUUUAAAAUAAUAUUAUUUAUAGCGUUGUUAAAUAAUAUUGUAAGCUCAGAAUAGAAAUGAACAAAAUGAAGGAAAUUCAAAAUUAUACUUAAAUACACACACACACACAACAAAAUCACACACACAAAAAAACACUCUUACAUUCAUCAAGAAUACAAAAAAAAAAAGAAACAAAAAAUGCAAACCUACAAUAAUAGUAAUUUACCAGAGUAAAUAUUUAGUUAAAAAAAUAAAUUAAAAAAACAAAACAAACCAAAAAACUUGUAGAUAAAUGAAAUUAAAUUAUAUAUAAAAAAACAACAAUCACACACACAUACACACACACAAUACCUAAAAUAUAUAAAUAUACAUAUAUAAAAAAAUAAAACUGCCGUUAUUUAUAUGAAUACGAAAAAAUAAUAAUUAAAAAUUAAUUAAAAAAUAAACAAUUUGUAAAAAUACACAAAUCCAAAAAAAAAAAAAACAAGAAAACUAGUUAAACAAAAUAAUAAAUAAAUACAUUGGACCUUCACAUCCAUAUGAAUUUUUACAUAUAUAAGCAUGAAAACAAAACAAACAAAAAAUAUAAAUAUAUUAUUUAUUUUUUUAUUUAGGACAGAUUUUAUAAAGACAGAGAGAGAUUGUUCCUAUGAAACACACAAAACAAAUAAAUAAAUUAAAAAAAAAAAAAAUAAA